AUGUUCAUUCUGAUCUCACCAGAGGACUUCUCAAAGUUUAGUGCUGUAGCUAUUGAAGAUAAUAUCAAUGCCAAGUAUGCCAAUAAGGUCAUUCAAAAAAUUGGCCUUUGCAUUAGCUUCUAUGAUCUUCUCGAGUCCUCCGAUGGUCUGAUUGGCCAUGGAACCGGGUUGGUUAAUGUCAACGUUCAAUCAAAGAUAAGUACUGAUCUUGCGCUAGUAAAAUUCCGAAUGAUUGUGUUCCGGCCCUUCAAGGGUGAGAUCAUGCUAGGAAAAAUUUCUAGUGGCACAGAAAAUGGAAUUAAAAUCGGCUUGGAAUUCUUUAAUGACAUCUUGAUCCCACCACAAAUGCUGAUGGAAAAUUCUCGCUUUGAUUAUGCGGAGCAGGUAUGGAUCUGGGAGAACGACGAAGGAUCGGAGUUCUUCUUCGAUGUAGGAGAAGUUGUCCGGUUCCGAAUUGAGGCAGAAGAGUGGCACGAUCAGAUUCCCAAUGCGCCAGAUCUUAUUGAUGAGACUCCUCAAGACAGAAAACCUCCCUAUUCUAUUCUCGGCUCCAUGCAAAUGGGUGGAACAGGACCCAUUACCUGGUGGUAG
Messenger RNA from Penicillium soppii, 591 nucleotides. RefSeq names its product DNA-directed RNA polymerase III subunit RPC25. The transcript has 7 exons. Gene Ontology annotation, cellular component: RNA polymerase III complex. Gene Ontology annotation, biological process: transcription initiation at RNA polymerase III promoter; DNA-templated transcription. The record is from RefSeq and is a predicted model, not a curated record. Lineage: Eukaryota; Fungi; Ascomycota; Eurotiomycetes; Eurotiales; Aspergillaceae. The coding region runs from base 1 to 591 and encodes 196 amino acids.